AUGCCGGGAGUGAGCUGGCAGGUGGCGGGGGUAGGGGGCGGCACUCCAGGUGGGGGCGGCGGGGCGGGAGUAGUGCCCGCGGCGCCGUUCCUUCCUCACGCGGCGGCGGUAGCCGAGGGGGGAGGGAGCUCUGCCGGCCGUGGUGAGCUCAUCCUCCUCGCCGCCCUGCCGCCGGCCGGGGGUGCGUGGCCCGGGUCAGGGGGCUGGGCCCGCCCCGUCAGCCUCGGCUGCGGCUGGCGAGCGCAGAGCCCGCAGUGCGUGGGGGCAAGCGAGGGGAGUUACCCCCGCAGGGCCCGCGUCGCUGGGCCUGCUCCGCGUGUGCCUUGUCAGUCCUCACUACUGACAGGAGGAGUUAAAACUCACCAAUCUUCAUGGAUCUUCAAUGCCUUCAGUAAGAUUGUGCCAUACUAUACCAAAACGGUUCCCAAAAAUGUUGUCACCCACUGCUGUCUUCACUGGAGGAGAGACAAAGUGAAUCCCACUGAAGGGAAGAUUAUUCUGAUGAUGAUGUCUUCACUGAAGAAUAAUUACUUUAAACUGUGCAGAAACCCUGGCAGCUCCAGAGCGCAAACUGUGAUUGGAACAUUCCCGGUGGUAGAAGGGGGGAAUGUUCCACUGAUCUUCCCUUGCAGAAGCAAUCUGGCUAAUUUUAAAGUCUGUUUCAGAACUGUGCCUUACAGCACCCCAAACAUCAUUCAUUUUAGAAGAAUAGUGCUUCACAAAUGCAAUUAUUAAUUAUCAUGCUGAGUUAAUGUAAUAAUUGUUCAGCAUUUGGGGAUUGUGACAACACUCCAUAAAGCUAUAUUGUUUAUAAUAACUGUAUUGCUUUGCAAAGCGGAUAAGGUAUUUGAGGGGGAAUGGUUCUUUGAAUAGAUAGUUAAAACUGUCUGGAAAGGAAUUGUGUUAUUUCAAUAUUCAUAGAGAAAUUACAGUUGUUUCAUUAGCAAGGGGGAGAAUCUGUGGAAGACUACUGUUCUUAUUAAAUGAUGAUAAUAUGCGUGGCCUUAUGGGAAGCCAGAAUACAGUGACUUUGUCACAGCAUUCUAGGUGUUAAAUUCAAAGAUGCUGAGUGCCAUAAAUAAUUGAAAUAUUUGUAAAAAUGAUCUGCUCAUAUGGGGAGUUUUUUUCAAAAUUUUUGCUUAAUUUCAUGUAAAAAAUUUAACUUUCAAUUGGAAGUCCAAAAUUAAACUGAUUUCCUUUUUCCUUUUAGCCAUCUGGCAAUUGAAGAGGUUGCUAUUGUUUUCUGUUUGUUGAGUUUCUUGACGUUGCAGCUCUAUUGCAGCAGGCCUGUACAGCCAUAGUGAGGCUCUCAAGAAUGAGGGUGCCUUCCCUCUGACUCCAUCCUCCUCACUCACAUCUCUUC
Phalacrocorax carbo (great cormorant) is the source of this 1363-nucleotide messenger RNA. Lineage: Eukaryota; Metazoa; Chordata; Aves; Suliformes; Phalacrocoracidae. The record is from RefSeq and is a predicted model, not a curated record.